AUGCUGUUUCACUUCUGCUUUCCCUCUCUCUCCCCUUCUCCCCUCCCUUCAGUGCCUGAUGCCACCUCCCUUGCUCCCUUAGCCGAGACUUCGAAACGUCCUCCUGUCCCUGCUGCUCGUUGGCUCGUGGGUGUUUUUGCUCGGCUCGCUCGCACCACGUCUCUCCGAACACCGCACUGCCCAGUGUAUGCGCUCGCUGCCGUGCCUAGGCUAGGUUCCUCGUCGGGCUCCCCUUCUCGCGCCCACCAUAUCUACGGCGUGAGUGAGGAGACAGCGAUGCCUUCCUCUCCACCAUCGCCUCCGUCAGCGAUCCCGUCAAGCUCGACUGCAUCCGCUUCGCAAUCAGCGCCGCUGCGCACCUUGCCCGGACCCACCUCGUACCAGUCACACAGCUCGACGCCACGCACCUCUGUAUCGCGCGCGCGUACCAACGGCAAGGCACGCGCACAGCCCUCCCGCUCGCCAUCGAAUCGAGACUCGGAGCACGACAGCACGUCCACCGACGACUUUUUCCACGACGACGACGACGAAGACGACGACGCCGAGGACGCAGCUCGAAGACCGUUUUUGCAGCAUCGGCCUUCUUCGACGUCUUCUUCUCGUCGGAAUCGAACCAGCGCACGUCCGGGAAACCGUCGGUCCGACUCGAUCAAGAUGAAGCGCUCGCAUCCACAAAAGCUCAACGACCAGUACCGGGAUGACGAAACUGCCGCCAAGUCGGCAGGCGCGCUCGAAGCGUCCAACGAUUCAGCGGCGGGCUCUUCACCGCGCGGCGAUUCGAGCAACGCGGGAGAGGGCGCACGUGGACCGGGCAAUGUGACGCUCGACGAUCUGUUUGAUCCCACCAAGACGCUGCAGGAGAACAAGUCGAUGAUGAUCUCGGCCGAGCUGGAUCGCAUGGGCAUGGGUCGAUACCAGAUCUGCAUCUGGUUCCUGUGUGGCUGCGGCUACUUUAUCGACCUUCUGUGGGCGCAAGCGCUUGGCCUCAUCGUCACCCAGGUGGCGUACGAAUUCGACGACCAAAUCCACGGUGCCACCGGUCCGCUGCAGACUGCCUUUUCAACCGGCCUCACAGUGGGUGCGUUUUUCUUUGGGUUUGCAGUCGACGUCGUGGGACGACGAUGGAGCUUCUACCUCACCACCUUUAUCGCGUCGGUGUUUGGGAUUGCCAGUGGUGGCGCACGCAGCUUUGAUACGCUGUGUGUGUUGGCGGCGUUUAUCGGGUUUGGCAUUGGGGGUAAUAUCCCCAUUGACGCCACGAUCACGCUCGAGUUCCUGCCGACCAAUAGGCGAUUCCUUGUGGCGGCGCUGUCGAUCUUUCAGCCGCUGGGUGUGCUGGUGUGUUCGGGCAUCUCGUACGGCUUGAUCCCCAAGUACGCGUGCGAUUCGGCAGCCACGUGCACGAGGAGCAACAAUAUGGGCUGGCGCUAUACGCUCUACACACUCGGAUGCAUUACGUGGCUCAUCUUUGUGGCGCGCUUCUUUGUGUUCAAGUUCCGCGAGUCGCCGCAGUACCUGCUUGCGCGCGGCAAGGACGCCAAGGCUCUCAAGGUGAUUCGACAGAUCCUCGAGACCAACAAGAGCAAGCUCGAGCCGCUCUUUAGCCAGGACGACUUUCGCGAGGCCGCGAGGCGGAUUGCUGCCCACGAGGGACGCGACUACGAGGAGGAGGACGAGGGAUUGCAUGCCGGUGGGGUCAAGAGGUCAAGGAUGGCAGCGGCCAAGAAGUCGGCGAGGGAAAUGCUCGCGCUGUUUUUGAAUGCAAAGACGCUGUUUAGGAACAGGACCAUGGCUAGGGUGACAACGAUCAUUUGGAUCACCUUUAUCGCCGACUUUUGGGGCUUCACCUUGGCCGGCUUUUAUCUGCCCCAGAUCCUCAGGGCAAAGGGCGUCCAGGAGGAUACGUCGAUCGAAACGAUCUAUCGGAAUUACAUUCUGAUUUACUUUCCGGGCAUUUUCGCCGUCGCGUUCGGCGCGGCCAUGAUCGAGGUGCCCCGCUUCGGUCGUCAAUGGGCCAUGGUCGUAUCGUCCGCCCUCAUGGCGGUAUCGUUCUUCCUCUUUAGUCGGGUAAGCGGCACGGCGGGUAGUAUAGGACUUAACGCCAUGGAGUACUUCUUCCAGAGCUUUUUCAACUCCAUCCUGUAUGCGUUUGUACCCGAGAUCUACCCGUCUCAGGUGCGGGGCACUGCCAGCGGGUUGGCAAGCACGCUCGGUAGGAUCGCAAGUAUCGUGGCGCCGCUGGCGGCCGAUCCGCUGUACAGGGAUAAGACCGAGGAGCAGGCGCGACACGUGCUGUAUCUCGCGGGGAGCAUCACGUUGCUCUGCCCCAUUGCGCUCGCGUUCCUGCCCUACGAUACGAGGGGCAUGCGCGUGUAUUGA
This is a messenger RNA of Moesziomyces antarcticus, 2379 nucleotides long. Its product is annotated as membrane transporter. Gene Ontology annotation, molecular function: transmembrane transporter activity. Gene Ontology annotation, biological process: transmembrane transport. Gene Ontology annotation, cellular component: membrane. Lineage: Eukaryota; Fungi; Basidiomycota; Ustilaginomycetes; Ustilaginales; Ustilaginaceae. The transcript has a single exon. The record is from RefSeq and is a predicted model, not a curated record. Bases 1 to 2379 code for a protein of 792 amino acids.